CACCGCACCAUAUUCCAGUCGAGUGUUGAAAAGUCUAAGGGCAACAGCUAUUUAACGUGAAAUUGAAAUAAAAUUUUGCAGAACAACCCUUAUUCUUAAUUAAUUCGGAAGAUACCCGAAUGUUAUUUCUCGGUAAACAACUUUAUUCAAAUUAUUAAAGAUGACUAAUAUCACAGAAAGCUCGUCAUAUCCAGAUGCUAACACAGCUAUAUCGCAAGGAAAACGUCACCUUCUAGUUCGAGAUUAUACAACAGCUGUAACUGCCUUUGCACAAGGGCUAGAAAUGUUGUCACAACAGUAUGGUGAGAAGGGUGAUGAAUUAGGUGAGCCAUAUCUUCUUUACGGUCGUGCUUUACUAGGAUUAGCACGAGAAGAAGCUGGAAUAUUAGGAGGUGGUGUACCCGGUAAUGAAGAAGGAGAUGAUGGUGACAGCGAAGAAGACAAUGGUGAUGAGGAAAAAUUGAAUGAUACUGAGAGUAAAGAUCUUGGAAGUGAAAAGUCAGAAAAUACUACAUCUGAGAGUCCAAGCAACAAGUUAGUCGAAAAAGAAAAAGUACUGAUACCUGGUUCGAGCAAAGAAACAGUACCAAAUAUCGAUGAGACAGACAGCGUAUCAUUGAAAAAUGAAGCAAAUGGUGGAAACUCAAGUAAAGAAGAUGAUGAUGAUGACGAGUCUGGACAUGGAAUAGAUUUGCAAGUCGCUUGGGAAGUUCUUGAGCUUGCCAAGCUUGUUUUUCAUAAACGUGGACCAUCGGGUUCCAAAAAUCUUGCUGAAACGUACAGACUGUUGGGUGAAGUAGCAAUGGAAAGUGGCAAUCACGAAAUUGCAGUUGCUGAUCUUGAACAAGCUUUAAAAAUACUGAGCACUGUUGAGUCCUUUGAAGCAAGAGUCAUGGCAGAACUUCAUUAUCAAUUAGGUCUUGCGUAUUCAUUACUUAACGAUUUUGAUUUAAGUAUUGAGCAAUUUAAUAAAGCCACGAGUUUAUUAGAACUUAAAAUCAAAGAAUUGGAAAAUUUAGAAGAAUCGCCUGAAUCAGACGAUCCAUUUUACACAGUUGAAAACGAAAUCAAGGAGCUGAAAGAAUUAUUGCCAGCAAUUCAAGAAAAAAUCACAGACAUGAAUGAUUUCAAACAAGAGGCUUACAAACGUCUUAUUGAAAGAGUAAAAAACGACGUUACUAGUGGCUCCAUUAAUACUGCAAGUACGAGCUCCACAUCAAUAAAUACCUCAGAAAAUUCCAUUUCUGCUAACGAAAGCAAGCCUGCUCGUGAUAUCUCGCACCUCGUACGUAAGAAACGUAAAAGUGAUGAAGCAGUAUUGCAGGAUACAUCACCUGUAAAAAAAAAAUACUAACGUAACAUGGCAAGUUUCAAAAUAUUUAACAAUGUGUGUGAUUACGUCCGUAGGAUCUUCAAUAGUUACUUUUUUGUAUUUAAUCUGUUGAAAAUGAAUAUUUAAAUACAAUAAUUAUUUUUUUAUAAAGCAAUUAUACAUAAGAUACUAAACUUCACUUUUUUCAUCACUCAGUUAAAACUGUAAAUAUUGAGAAAAUCAAAAUAACCGUGAUUUAGAAAUAAUUGAAACAUUCGUCAUUUAUCAUUAUUAACAACAAUUAUUUUAUAUGUCGAGCUGUUUUAACUAUCUUAAAGAUAGUCAUUGAAGUUCCAAGAAGGAUAAUACUAUUACUUUCAACUACUUACUUUUCAAGAUUCAAAAUGUUAACAAUUAUAAAUUUAGAUAAACAAUUGAUUGCUCUUGUAUUUCGUAUGAUAAUAGAUAAGUAAAUAACCAUGAAGCCUU
Molecule: messenger RNA, 1801 nt
Organism: Microplitis mediator
Lineage: Eukaryota; Metazoa; Arthropoda; Insecta; Hymenoptera; Braconidae
Gene: Nasp
Product: nuclear autoantigenic sperm protein-like
Exons: 2
Coding region: 161-1354 (397 amino acids)
Biological process (GO): CENP-A containing chromatin assembly; DNA replication-dependent chromatin assembly
Cellular component (GO): nucleoplasm
Molecular function (GO): histone binding
Source: RefSeq, a predicted model, not a curated record